AGCAAGCGCCGCUUUGGUUACAGUUUGUAUAUCUGCAGUCCUAGUUUCAGUUUCCCUUUUUGCAUGAUGAAUAUAGACUAUUGAUACCUGCUGAUAUAGAUCAUUAUUUUCUUACACGCAGACGCUUGCUGGUUGACAGUCACCUGUAGGCCUUAUGGUGUGUUCAAGCAGAGCUUUUUGGGCGAUACACAGCUGACACAAAGCAUGGUCACUGCUAGUUCUUUGAUGUCGACUUGGUUUAUCACGACCUUUAAACAUCAGUAUUCAUAAGAAGUACCUCUCUGUUUUAGGGUAGGGACACCAAAAAACUAGCGCUGCAGGAAGUCGACUGUGGCGUUGCCUAAGGUUGUCUCGCUUGCUUGCUUGAUUGAUUAUGUCUGUGUGUGUGUGUGUGUGUGUGUGUGUGUGGAGGGAUAUUUCUAUAGCCAUGCCAUUAAUGCAGUCAAAACAUAUAAAUACAACAUCUACCAGCAGGUGCUUAUGGGACAAAGGAUUAUGCUCUGUCUUUUUUUUCUAUGGUUUUGCAAGAACAUAAACACUGCACGAAUGUUCACUACGUCAUCGCUCUACCUUCCAUAGAGAGGCUCCAAUGUCACUUACACUUGAAAUAGCGAUAAAAUCACAUUGCCAGUAAAGCAGAAGUACAGAGCACUUUUAUGAAUCUGAGUCUGGGUGUAUUUUCUGAAGGGAAAAGUGGUGAAAAUGAAGCUUCUCUUUAAUUUGCUCGCCGUGAUCUUGCUUUUACUCAACAAUGGUGCAUCUCAUGUUGGUACAGAUAAAGUGUCACUGAAGGAGGGAGAUUCAGUCAUUUUCCACACUGGUGUUAAAACAAACAAACAAAAUUAUUUUACAUGGCAUUUUAAUUACACUCGCAUCACUAAAAUCAGUGGAAAUUUGAGUCAUAUCUGUACAGAUGUUCAGUGUAAUAAAGGUACUGAGAGAUUCAGAGACAGACUGAAGCUGGAUCAUCAGACUGGAUCUCUGACCAUCACAAACACCAGAACCACAGACUCUGGACUUUAUAAACUACAGAUCAGCAGCAGUAAAAAAAUCUUCAAUGUUGCUGUCAAUGGUGUUUCUGCUGCUGAACGAAAUCAAAUGAGACAUGUGAUAGACGGAGAACCUGUCACUUUAGAAUCUGGCGAAACAAAUAUAAAAAAAUAUUUAAUGGCGUGGUACUUCAAUGACAUUCUCAUUGCUGAAAUCACUGGACAUCAGAAAACAAUCUGUACAGAUGUUCAGUGUAAAGAGAGAUUUAGAGAUAAACUGAAGAUGAAUCAGAAGACUGGAUCUCUGACCAUCACAAACAUCAACAUCACAGACUCUGGACUUUAUGAACUAAAGAUCAUCAUCAGUAGCAGCAGUUUUUGUAUCACCAGACUGAGGAGAUUCAAUGUCACUGUCUUUUUUCCUGCAGUAGGAAUAUGUGUUGCUGUUGUUUUUCUGCUGAUGGUUGCGACUGUAACUGCUGGUGUGAUUUACUGUCGCCACAAGAAAUAUAAACCACAAAUAAAGAAAAUAAGAAUGAUGUUAAUAAGUCGCCACCGAAUACAAACGACAUUGUUUAAGGGACUUGGUAUGACGUUAAAUCAGAAUCUGGAUGAGGAUUCCAUUAAAACAAUGUAAUGUCAUUUAUAAUUUGAAUACUUUCAUUGAAAGAGACACUAAAGAGAAUUAGGAAAUGAUGGAGAGCAGCUGAAACCAUGCAUUUGGAGAAAUCGACCAAUUAAUGACUUAUUUAUAGCUGUUUUGAGUAUUAAUGUGGCUUUACAAAAAUCAGGUACACUGUAAAAAAAAAAAAAAAAUUGAACCAACUUAAAAUUUUAAGGCAACCAGCUUCAGCAGAUUUUUGAGUUUUCUCAACUUGUCGUUUUAAGUUUAUGCAACAAAAAUAUGAGAAUCUCCCACAAAAAUAAGUUGAGCAAACUCAAAAAUGUACUGAAGCUGGUAAAAAAAAUUUUGUAAGUUCGCUCAACUUUUUUUUUUUUUUUUUUUUACAGUGUAGUUGGUGGAACACUUUGUUGAGAGUAUUCUGUUCAUUGCCUGUAACUGGAUGUUGUUAAGCUGUUGUUCAUAAGACAAAUAUUGUGUUUCUUGCACUCUUGGCAGAAUAUUUAGACAUUUUCCUUUCAGUGUUCCUUAC
Molecule: messenger RNA, 2143 nt
Organism: Onychostoma macrolepis
Lineage: Eukaryota; Metazoa; Chordata; Actinopteri; Cypriniformes; Cyprinidae
Exons: 5
Coding region: 703-1626 (307 amino acids)
Source: RefSeq, a predicted model, not a curated record